This is a messenger RNA of Propithecus coquereli (Coquerel's sifaka), 695 nucleotides long. RefSeq names its product crystallin, beta B1 (gene CRYBB1). Bases 117 to 695 code for a protein of 192 amino acids. The record is from RefSeq and is a predicted model, not a curated record. Gene Ontology annotation, molecular function: structural constituent of eye lens. The transcript has 5 exons. NCBI's taxonomy places the organism in Eukaryota, Metazoa, Chordata, Mammalia, Primates, Indriidae. Gene Ontology annotation, biological process: visual perception; lens development in camera-type eye.
UGAUGCCUGCCAGACUAUAAAAUGGGGGGUCGGCCCCCAGCCACCCAUAGCACCUGCCCGCUCGCCUGGCCUCCAGCAGGAAGUAGCAAGUCCCCAGACUUUUGCAGGUGGGAGCCAUGUCUCAGGCUGCAAAGGCCUCGGCCUCGGCCACAGCGGCGGCGAACCCAGGGUCUGAUGCCAAGGGGAAGGGGGGCCCCCCCACAGGAGCACCCCCCGGCCCCGGAGCUGCCCUGCCCCCUGCAUCCGUGCCUGUUCCCAGUGCCAAAGCAGCGGACCUGCCUUCCGGGAGCUACAGGCUGGUGGUCUUCGAACAGGAAAACUUCCAGGGCCGUCGGAUGGAAUUCUCGGGGGAGUGCGCGAACCUGGGGGACCGUGGCUUCGAUCGCGUGCGCAGCCUCAUUGUCACCUCGGGACCCUGGGUCGCCUUUGAGCAGUCCAACUUCCGCGGGGAGAUGUUCAUCCUGGAGAAGGGCGAGUACCCUCGCUGGGACACGUGGUCGAGCAGCUACCGCAGUGACCGGCUCAUGUCCUUCCGGCCCGUCAAGAUGGACGCCCAGGGGCACAAGAUCUCCCUGUUUGAAGGUGCCAAUUUCAAGGGCAAAACCGUAGAGAUCCAGGAGGAUGACGUGCCCAGUCUCUGGGUCCACGGGCUCUGUGACCGCGUGGGCAGCGUGAAGGUCACCAGCGGAACGUAA